AUGUCAGAUUCGGAGGAGGAGAGUCUUCCAAAUGUACCGAAUGUCCCACGGCAGAAACGAUUUCGUUUUAAGACAUUUGCGGAGCGGGUGUCUGAGGUUGAGGUCGAUGUCUACAAGCGACUUGGGCCCGUCAAGUCGGAGCCGUCUUCGGGCUCAUGGCUGGCAGACGGAUUGGCGCAUUGGAGAGAGUUAAAUAGCGCAGCACACUUCCUGCAGGCCGCCGCGGAGGUUCAGCCGCUGAGUCAGUCGCUUCCGCUGCUGCUUCACCACAAAGAUGACAUUUUCCGCAUCUUGCUGGGCUCCCUGGAGCCCUCAGCCCGUCUGUCCCUGCCAGCCCUUCUGGACUUGCUCUCCCGCCUAGCCCGCGACCUGCAGCAGCAAUUUCUGCCGUUACUGCCCAAGGCAAUACGGCGAAUCGUACAGCUGCUAAACGGGGGCGCAGAACGUGAACCAGAGUCCUUGGAGGCCAUCUUCACAUGCGUGUCGUACAUUUGCAAGCAUCUCGUACGGCACCUGGCGGCGGACCUUCCGACAGCGUUGCGCGUGACGGCGCCGCUGCGUUACCAUCACGCCGACUAUGUACGGCAAUUUGCGGCCCAGGCGGUUGGGUUUCUGCUGCGAUCUGCUCCGAAUGCUGCAGCCCUGCGGUCCGGUGUACGGGCCGUACUGGCUGAGCAAGCUGUACGACCCACUCCUGAACGAAUCGAUGGCGCUGGACUGUUAUUGGCGGAGUCGGUCCUAGGUGUGUCCCACGGCCUCCACAGCCGUGCACCCCAAGUGCUACAGCUGCUCUUCAAGGAAGACCUGCUACAGCCUGGCGACCUGCGGCCCACCGCAGCCAUGGCAGUGGGCAGCAGCAGCGCCGCUGCCGCUUCAGCGGAGCCGUCGCCGCUUCACCGCGUCGCCGUGAGCCAAGAGCAGCUACGCGCUCGGGCGGCCGCCGUCGCGAGGGUCGCGUUGGCGCGGCUUCUAGACCACCUCCGACGCGGCAAGGGAGAGGAGCUCUGGAAUGCAUUGCUGGGGGAGACGAAUGCACGCCUUCGCGCGUUUGAGGUCCUUGCGGACGCGGCGGGUGCCAGCGGCAGCGCUGUAGCUGUCGCCGCUCGCAGCCUAGGCCGUGCGCUACUGCUUGUGGCUCAGGCUGUGGGGUACUUCAGGGGUAGCCGGGUAGAAACCUACAAGCCGCUGAUGGAGCUGCUUGGCCGUCUGAUGCAGCCCGCCGUGUGGAUCCCCUCUACGGCGGCAGCGGCACCUGCAAGCGUCCUUCAUCGUGGGGGAGACAGCUCCACAGACGUCAUGUCCUCGCCUGGCGGUAGCGGCAGUAGUAGUAGCCCUGACGCCAGCCCCAGUCGCACUCCUGCUGCCGGUGUGUACAACGAUGACGAGGACAGCUACGGCGACGAUCUGAUGGAUGUGUCAUUGUCGUACGCGGUUCUGGAGCUGGUGCGUGGCGUAGUGUAUGGCCACUUGAAGGCCGUCGGCGCGAGCGAAGGGCCGGAGGUGCUGGGCCGCUGCGCGGUAUCUUGGGCUCCGUGCUUCAGCCGGCCUCUGGCGACGGAGGCGCUGCCCUUUGUAAAGUCUCUGAUGGUGCCGCCGGCGGGGCCGGAGAUUGCACGCCUGUUUGCGCCGCAGAUGAUGGGCUGUCUGGGCCGCUUCAUCAUGGGGGUUGAAAGGCUACCGCCAGCUGAGCAGGAGCAGCAACUCGAGGAGCAGCCGCAAUCCGGGCCGCAGCAGCGGGAUGAUGCGGGUUCGGCAUUGCUGCUCCUGCGGGACCUGUGCGAGCUGCUACAGCAGGACUGCGGGCGACCCGUGGGCCUGCCGCUGCUGCUGACGGCACAGCCUCACGGUGUGCGCCUGGCGGCGCACGUGCGCGCUUUGGCGACGGGAUGGCGACGGACGUCAGCGGGCGUCAACACAACGGUCACCAUUGACCCACGGGUCGCUUCGGAGGCAUGGGCCGCCGUGUCGCUGCUUAAGCAUGCCUGCGAGAAUGACUUGCAGGCUAUCAGUAUUUGUGAGCAAGUCCUGGACGCGUCGUCGUCGGCAUUGCAGGAUUUCGAAGUAUCGGCGCAGCGGAGGCAGGCCAAGCGCCGGCGCGCGGACGCUGACAGCGCUCCUGCCGACGACGCUGCGGAGGCCAGCUUGCUACUACUACGCGCUACAGCCACGGAGUUGCUGGCGGAGCUGCUACAGCGGCAGCAGCAGUCUGAAUUGCCGCUGUCGCUAGUGACAGCGGCGGAGACCACUUUAAACUGGGUCAUGGAUCGAUUAAACCAAGGCCAACAGGACCGGGUGCAGCAGCAGGAGGGGCAGAAGGAAAAGGCAGAGGUCACGGCCGGAUCGCCUUCUUUUGGCGCCGAUUACGCCAGUAUCCGGGCUGCAGGGUCGCUGCUGUCUGCCGUACGCGCUAGCGUGCACGGCAGCAGCGGUGGCGCUACCGCCAUGGGCUCUGGCGCUAUCCUCGACAUGGCACGGGAGUUGCUGUCGGAAUCACGGUUGCGGCAGUUGGUACGGCACCUGGCGCCGCUGCUGGCGCACGAGUCGCAGCCGCUGCGCGCGGCCGUACUGCGCCUGCUGUGCUGCUUUGAUCAACCGACGCUCCAGAUCAUUGGCACCGAGACUAAGGAAUCCACUGCAGUUUCCGAGGCUGUUGCGAAGCAGAAGCAACACAAGCAGCAGCAGAAACGCGAGCGGGGCGGCGACUCCGCGGCCUCUGCGGCCGGCUCAGGCGGCGGCGGCGGCAGCUCGGCGCCGCGAUGUGACCUCCUUGAGGUGCUGUACGGCAUCAACAGUCGGCCCUUCACAAUUGAGAGUGGACGCAAGUGGACAGUGGCUAUGGGUCGCCUGAAGACGUACCUGGAGUACAAUCGAUGCACACAUGGCUUUGGAAGUCGCUUUGGUGUCUUUGCUUCUUCUUCUUCUUCUUCUUCUUGCAUCAUUCGUGCAAUCCCGGCCCUCUUCCCGGAACGCAGGAUUCCAGAGUUCCUGGUCCCAGCCUUUGCGUACGGCAUGGUGGGCGUGUUGUACAUUCGCUUUAGCCCCCUCUGGCAGCCCGCCAGCCAGGCCCUUGCUGCGUGUCUGGAGUUUCGAGCGCAGGAGUCAUGGCCCAUCGUGUUUUCCUUCCUGAAGUCCUCCCAAGAUCAACUUCUCUCUGGAAACGUAUCUUCCGCCGCUGUUGGCAGCGGGCCGUCGGCGGCGACUGGUGCCGGCCGCGGCGGCGGCCGCCGCCGCGGCCGCCAUCACAGCAGCGCCGCCAUCAGCGCGGCGAUUACUGCCGUGCCGCUACGCGAAGAGCUGCCAGUGUCGCAGGAUGCCUCGCGGAUCGAGAAGCUGGAUGAGCGUUACAACUCUGCCGUACGCGCGGGUACACCGCAGGCCACCGGCGGCGUGACGGAUCCGCAGAACCGACUGAGCCACGUGCUGCGAGCUAUGGCGGCGGCGCCGUACAGUACGGUUGAGCAACACUCCAGGGAUUGGGUGCCGCUGUUCUUGGAGUACACUGCAGCACGUGGCAGUCACUUCGAUGACGGCGAAGGUGAUGUGGAGGCCGCCGUCACGGCUGCCCGCGCCGCCGCGGCUGUUGUAGAAGCACCGCCGCCAGCAGCUGCCGCUUCCACCAUUGCCACAGCCGCUGUUACUCGGCCGCGCAAGAAACCACGCACAAGCGGAGAUACCGGGCCGGCAACGACAGCGCCUCCUAUGACCCAUGGGUCAGUUGGCGGCCAGGAAGACGAUGACGAGGAACUGAAACAGCGCCGGCAGUCCCACGCGUCUGCGGGCUGCUCUUCUGACGUCGCCGCCACCGCCGCCGUUAUCACGGCCAAGCGGAAGCUGCCGAAAGGCAGGAAGGCUGCAGUUGCGGGGGAUGCGGAGCCGCCCACGCCGCCGCCGCCGGAGGUGGCGGCGGCGGCAACAGCCGUGGUGGCGGCAACUGCUGCCGCUGGGCCUUCCGGCGUCAGCGUGCUGUCUCGCAUUGGCGGCAAGACGUGGCGUGCGGGUUUAUUGGACUGGCUGAAGCUGGUGGCUGGCUUGCGGGGCGUCCGGGGGUUGUAUCGAAGUGAGGAGCUGCAGAGGGCGGUGUCCAGUCACCUGCUGGAGUCCGACUCUGGCAUACAGGUGGCGGCGCUGCGCUGUCUCCGGCCGUUCCGCUUCCGCUGGCUGCCCCCCGAGAUGGCGGACCGCCUGGAUCGACUGGCCGACGAUGCCACAUUGCGGGAAGAGCUUGCCAUCUUCCCCGUGGCACCCGGUGCCGAUGGCGGUGUGGGAGAAGAGGCUCGUCCCGGACUCAUCCCCCUGCUCAUCCGCAUUCUGUUUCCAAAGAUGCGGAAACGCAGCGGCCGACUGGGCGGUCGAGGCGCACCCGGCAGCGCCCGCGCCGCCAUCCUCAACUUCCUCGCUAACCUCCGAUCUGAGGAACUCCGACCGCUGUUGGAGCUUUUGUUGGAGCCCAUGGCGGCGGCGUUUAUGGCACCCGAGGAGGCGCCUGCGCUCCGUGCUGCCGCCGGAGCCGAGGACUUGAACCGCUACCGGUUGAUUCCGCCACCUUGGUGGAGUGCGCCGAUGCUGGGCCGUGGGGUGGGAUGGUGGUUGGCGGCGGUGGACCAGGCGGCGCUGGAUGCGCUGCCAGCUCGUCGCAAAGUGGGCUUCCUGAACGCAUUUGAGGACCUGUUGUCGCAUCUGGGCCACGGUUUGGAGCCGUUCCUGCCGGUAAUGCUCGGCAUUACGCUGCGAUUGCUUACUACAGCCACCGCCGCAAUCACGAAUGCUCAUGCCGCUGGCGGCGGCGAGGAGGAGGAAGGUGUAGGGGCGGCGGCGGCGCGGGAGUCGUUGACAGACGUACAGAUGGCCGAACAGGACGAUCGAGGAGACGGUGAUGAUGUGUCCGAUGAUGACGACGGCACUGAUGACGAUGAUGGCGACGACGUGGGCGGCAGAAGUGGCGGCAGCAAGAACCAAGAGGCCGGCUCUAAAGCCACGGAAUCUGCAGAGGAGAAGAAGGACAAGGUCAAGAAGAAAGACAUCAGGAACAAGACAAUGAAAGGCUCUGGAGCCUGUGAAUUGGGAGCAGUUAAGCAGGCGGGUGCCGGGGGUAGCAACGCCGAGGCCAAGGGUGGCGUCGGCGGCGACGGCAACGAUAGCAGCAGCGGUUCGGAAGGAGAGGAGGAAGAGGCAGCGGCGGAGCUGGGCCCCCUGGAGCGUCAUCGCGAGGUUCGCUCCUCCGCGUUGCGGCUGCUGGCGCAAGUAUGGCUGCGCUUUCCCGCCUCCACCUCGGCUGACUACAAUGAGCUGUGGGACGUGUUUUUACCUGCCGUACAGCCGCUCAUUCCGAGGCUUCAAUUUGAGGCGGCAAGCAGCAAGGCGGCGGCAGCGGUCACGGCCACCGCCUCCAACGCCAUCGAUUACGAUAAGGACAGCGACGAAGAGGAGGGUGGCAAUGGGGGCGACCCACGGGUCUGUGGCACCGGAGUGGGAGCAGCUCCGGCGCGGGCGAAGGAGAAGUGGCGGGUGCAAGGCUUGGGCAGUAGCCUCAUACGAGGGGUGGUCGCGAUGCUGAGCUCCGGGAGAUGCACGGAGGUCGUGAGGGCGACGGUGCUGGACGUGUUGGACGGGGUGCUGGGCUGCGGUGAGCGGCUGCUGCGUCGGAUUUUGCUGCCAUGCCUGCCUGACGUGCUGCGGGCGCUGCACUGUGUGAUUGCGGAGAGCUGGCAGCAGCAGCAGCAGCGGCAGCUGGCUGGGAACGGGCGCGGACGGGCCCGUCGUCGGCCGCCUACUUCCACUGCGCACCGGGAGUUGGCCAUUUUGGAGCGGUUGGGUGGUUUCGUGACGGAUUCGGAGCUGGCCAGGAGCCUGGCGGACUCCUUGGUGGCCCUGCUGACCCAGGCCGGUGCCCGCAGUGCGCGACAGCGUUCCUCUAGUAAGUCAGGCCGGCUGGACGAGGGCGGUAUCAGCCGGGCGCUGGGUGCGCUGGCUGCGUUGUGGGGCCGGCUACGACUCGGAGACCUUCCUGAGGACGCCGUGGCGAGGUACUGCGAGGCAAUGUCCAUGUGGGCUAUCCGCCUGACAGCUCGUGACGCGCGCGCGCAGCUGGCGGCGGCGUACGGUGCGGUCGCGAGGUUGCUGCCGCACAUGACCCGCACAGCGGCGCUGCUGACGGAGCUGACGGCCUGGUCACCGGCGGCACUCGACGAGGUCGACUACGACCGCCGUCUGGCGGCGUACGGCAGCCUGACGGCAGCGGCAUGGGGUGACAUGGACCGUUUGCAGGCGCUGCCGCUGUUGCUGACGUCCUUGUACGAUUUGCGCAACGCUAGCGAUUUGGCGCUGCGUCAAGCGGCGGCAGCGGCGUUGGGUAAUUUGGUGGAGGCGCUGGCGGCGGCGGAGGCCUCUGCCGACAUGGGCACUGGAGCUGGAGCGGCGGUGGACCCGCCAGAAAGCCUUCUUCGCCUGACGGGCCGAGUCUUGUACCCGCAGAUCAAGAGCCAGCUGUGCUCGCCCAGUUUGGCGGUACGGCAGGAGCACCUGACGCUGCUGCGGUCGCUGGUGGUGGCACUGCCGCGCCGGUUUGAUGUCCUCACGCCGUUGCUGAGUGACGAUGUGGAGACGGAUUUCUUCCACAAUGUUGCGCACCUGCAGAGCCACAGGCGCACGCGAGCCCUAACGAAGCUGACCAAGCUACUCAAGACUCAACAAGCCGCGACGACUACUAACAUGGCAACUUGUACACCCAGUGCCGCCUCGCCAGCGGCGGUAGCGGUGGCGCCGCCAUCACUCCUGGGCCGCUGCCUUAUGGACGUCAUCGUGCCCUUACUCCACCAGUUCAUCGAAGAGGGCGCCGGUGGCGGCGGCGGCGACAUACGUGCGCACGACAAGAAACAGUCUGACGUGGACAAAGAAGCGAACGUUACCGACGCCGCCAUCACGGCGCUGGGCGCGGUGGCAGCGACGCUGCCAUGGCCGCAGUACGAGCAGCUCUUGAACCAGUUUAUGCGGAUGAUGCGAACACAGCCCGCCAAGCCCCUCAUCCGAGCGGUGUGUGCCAUCCUCGACAAUUUCCACUUCCCUCUUCCAAAGGAAGAUGGUGGGGAGGAGAUGGAGGAGGAGAAGAACGGCGGUGGGGGCCAGGGGGCUGCUCAAAACCAGGACGACGAGGCAGAUGAGGACGACGUGGCGGCCGCGGUGGCAGUGUACGACGCCGCGACGGAGGCUCGUGCCGUACAGCGUUCCCUGUUGGUGCGUGUUCUGCCUGCGCUGCAUGAGCAACUGGUGGAGCGGAAGCGAGGUGACGAUGAGGAGGCGGCGUCGGUCCGGGCGCCGGUGGCUUUGGCGCUUGUGAAGCUGCUCAAGCUGCUGCCGCCGGCGGCGGAGCGUGCAGAGCUUCCUCGCGCUCUGCAGGGCGUCGCCAACUUAUUGAGAUCAAGGAUUCAGCGCGUUCGCGAUGACGUACGUGCCGUACUGGUCUCCAUGAUGGCAGAGCUUGGGCCGCGCUACCUGCCGUACGCCUGUCACGUGCUUCGUGCAUCCCUGCCGGACCGCGGCUUUACAGCACACGUGAUCGGCUAUACAUUGCAUGCCGUACUCGAGGCCGUGGUUAAGGUAGCGCAUGGCGAGAGCGCGGCGGCGGCGGCGGCAGCGGCGGUAGCGGAGCCCGCAGGCGGCGGCGACGACGCGGCGCCGCAGGGAUACGACGUGGAUGACGAGGACGGGGGUGCUGAGGGCGGCGGCAAGGAGGAGGAAGAUGAUGGCGGCGGUGUGGGGUUUUUGGACGAGAGUAUUGAGCUGUGCCUGCCGCUGAUCGAAGCAGAUCUCUUUGGGGAGGUUUCGGAAGCCAAGGAAGUGACUACCUUUGCCGCUCAGUACAAGGAAGCCAAGCGUUGCCGUGCCAAUGAGGCCUACCAGCUGCUCGCCUCCGGCAUCACCUUCUCCACCCACAUGCGUUUGCUGCUCAGCCUUGUCACCGAUAGGCUCCAUCUCGCGGGCCAGCCGACAAUUAGGGCCAAGCUGACACAGCUGCUCCAGUUCGCUGCACGCGGCUUGAGGACCAAUCCCACAGCGGGACCAAAGCCGAUUAUGGCUCUGGUGGUGGGAAUUAUGGAGGGUUGCCUCUCCAGGGAGGAGGCCGCACGGGCCCGCGCCAAGGCCGCCGUCGGUCCCGCCGCCAGCGCCGCCGCCGGGCUGGCGCCUGCAGCUGCGGCUGUGGCAGCGGCUGCUGCCGCCGCCGCUGGUGCUGCCGGCGACGAGCGCGCCGCUCUCCAUGAAACCCUCAUUCUUGAGUUUUGCUUGACACUGCUGCACAGCGGCGUCAAACGUGGCGCCCUGACGGGCCGGUCCCCGGAGCUCAUGGUGCUGCUAGAUCCAGCGUUGCCGUUGCUCGUACGAUCGCUCCGAAGCCGUCACGCUGGCUGCGUCAGCCUUGCGUUGCGCACGCUGGCGCAUGUGGUUCCGCUGCCGCUACCAUCCAUGGCAGCGGCGGCGCCCUCCGCCGGCGCCGCGCUGACGGCGCUGCUGAAGAAGGUCCCUAACAUUCGUCACCCCAUCGCACAGGAGUGCUUCCGACUCCUGGCGGCGCUUCUCCGUGAUUGCGACGCCUACCAGCCCACAACUGCCCAGCUGCGAUUUCUGCUUCGUUGGGCCUUCGAGGACCUGGGCGACGCGGGCGCACAGCCGACCUCGUUUGCGCUGCUGCGCGCGUUGCUCGGCCGACGUGUCAUCGUACCGGAGGUGUACGACGUGAUGGAUCGUGUGCAGCAGAUUAUGUUUCUGUUGGAUUUUCCAUUGGGACCCCAACGGUUGCGGCAGCACGUGGGCUUUUUGUUGGCGAAUUUGGAGUACGAGUACGAAAGCGGGCGACUGCAGGUUCUGGACAUGAUGGGGCAGGUGGUGGCUAAAUUUCCCCAGGAGGUGCUGCAGGCUCAGGCCGAUGUGCUGCUGAUGCCGCUCGUGGUGCGCCUGGUCAGCGACUCGUCUGCCAAAGCCCGCGCUGCCGCCGGCGACGUCCUGAGGUCCCUCCUCCUCCGGCUGGAAGCGGAGCAUCUGAACAAGGCGGUCAGCUACUGCCGCGCGUGGCUAGAGAGGGGAGGAGGUGGCAGCGGAGGCAGCGCGCAGGACGCGGUGUUGCGGCGCGCAGCGGCGCAGACGCUGGGCAUUGUAGCGGAGGUGGAGGGGGCAAAGUUCGCGAAGCGGUUGGCGGAGGUGGCGCCCGGGGUGUUGAGGAUUUUGGAGCGCCAGGUGGCCUUGGGUGCUGACGGCGGUGAAGAAGACCCAUGGGUCACGUCACUCGACGAGGAGUCCGCAGACGCUGAAGCUGCGUGCCCGGGCUGGCAGGAGGCCUACUACUGCCUCCUAUUGCUGGAGAAGGUGGCGGCGCAAGCGAGCUCGGCGUUGGCGUGGCCCACGGGUCGGGCCCCGGCGUCAGCCGCUGCCCCGCCAUUGGUUCCGGAGCUCUGGGAGGCUACUGUAAGGCUGCUGCUGCAUCGUCACAUGUGGGUCCGCAAAGCAGCGGCUCGGCUGGUAGGGUACGGUCUGGCGGCGCCGCGGGUAUGCGGGGGCCUUAUGGCGGCGCGGCCGGGCCGUGCGGGGCAGCUGGCGUUUGCGUUUUUCCUUCAGCUCGAGUGUGAGGCGGCUGAUGAGCCGACGUGCCUACAGGCUGUCAAGUGUCUCGUUAGUCUCUCCGUACAUCUCCAAAGCGAGUCCGUCGAGUCAAUGCAGCACCAGGGGAAUCAGGAACCUAACGGUCAGCCGUCCCGAAAACGGUCACGAGUUGUCAUCGCGGAUGCUUUGGAUCCUGGUUCCGGAGCUACCGGGGCCAACGGCUCAGCGGCCCCACAUGGCAUGGCCGCGGAGAGGCGCGGGGAAAAUACGGAUGACGAUGAUGACGGGGAGGAUGGCGUGGACGAGGGCAGGGAGAAGCGACGGCGUAGGAGCCAUGGUGGUGUUGGUGGGGAUGGGGAGGGUGACGAACACGAGGACGUUGAAGAGGAAGACGGUGGGGUCGGGGAAGCUGCUGCCGAUAGGGAAAUGGUUGAAGAGGAGGAGGAUGCGGCGGGUGCUGCUGCCGCAGAGGCGGCAGAUGACGCUGCAGACGACGAGGUUGAUGGCAUCAGCAUGGCGACGCAGGUGCAGCGGCGUGCCUUUACACUGCGUGGCCUCGUACGGCGCAUGGCUCGCCUCGCCGAUGACGCCCGGUGGACUCGUACCCGGCAACGUGCCGCCGGACUGCGCUGGAUUGCAGCCGCCGCGUCGGCCUUGGGCGCCGAAGCCAUCGCACCGCAUUUGCCAGUCUUGUUGAGGCCGCUGUAUCGUAUUUCGGAAGCCGCGGCUGGCGAAGCCGCGGCACGCCACAGUGGCGUGACUGCCGCUGCAGGCAACAGCCGGGUGCCGGAAGAUGUACGACAGCUGGCGGAGGAGGUGAUGGCACAUUUGCGAAGCCUGGUGGGCAGCGAGGUGUUGUUGGCAUCGUACAAUGCCGCGAGGGAGCACGUCCGCGGGCUGCGUGCGGAGCGGAAGCGGCGUACGGCAAUGCGUGGCAUGCUGGAUCCUGCGGCAGCGGCGUCGGCGCGGUUGCGGCACAAUGCGAGAAAGGCCGAGGGUCGCCAGCGUAAACUGGAGUUGAUGAAGCGGGAGCGGAGCGCAAGGCAGUUGAAGCAGGCUGGGAGGCGGCGUGGUGGCGGCGGUGGCAGCGGGAAGCGGCCGCGCAGUAGCUAG
This is a messenger RNA of Volvox carteri f. nagariensis, 10701 nucleotides long. RefSeq lists its product as uncharacterized. The record is from RefSeq and is a predicted model, not a curated record. Bases 1 to 10701 code for a protein of 3566 amino acids. The transcript has 23 exons. Lineage: Eukaryota; Viridiplantae; Chlorophyta; Chlorophyceae; Chlamydomonadales; Volvocaceae. Gene Ontology annotation, cellular component: small-subunit processome; 90S preribosome; nucleolus.